AUGGUCAAGGUCUUUCGCCUAUUUGCUCUUGCCUUCUUUGCAACGCCCGACAGCGACACUCUUAUGGCUACAGCUGAGUUGGUUGCAACGAAGAUGACCCCAGACCAAGACUCAGGGGCUCGUUUUGAAAUUCGGGAGAGUAAGGGGCUUUACGCGAAGAACGUGUCGGAAGACGACAACCGUGAAGAGAGAAUGGCUGAGGUACCUCCGACGACGCUACAACUCGCCAAAUCUGCGUUCAAGCUCAUGUUUGAAUCUGGCUUGAUCCAGGAUCAACAGCUGGUCAAAAAAGCGGUGGUUGCCAUGGAAAGGAACAAGAAGGCCUUUACAGGUUCAACUCUUGAACUCCCAAAUAGCCUUGCGUUCAUCCUUUCCCCGAGUGAUGACAUCAAGCUCGCUGUCGAACUAAUUGACGCUCAGAAGUCGACGCAGGACUUCACGUCCGCCACAGUGACCCCUUUGAACUUCAUCAAAGCCCUUACUUAUAAGGCAUUCUACGGGGAUCCUGAAAUAGAAGGAAAGGCCGUGAAAAUGGCGGAAACGUAUAUUAACGGGUACAGCAGACAAAACUUAGCCGAGCUGAGCGAAAGUAUACAUGCGUUGAAGGUUCUGCGUUGGACUGUAGAAUCUCGCUCGGCCAAGUUACGUGUAGCAACACCACCAUAA
Hyaloperonospora brassicae is the source of this 666-nucleotide messenger RNA. Lineage: Eukaryota; Oomycota; Peronosporomycetes; Peronosporales; Peronosporaceae. The record is from the annotation of a GenBank genome assembly.